Messenger RNA from Drosophila santomea, 1751 nucleotides. RefSeq lists its product as uncharacterized. The transcript is spliced from 5 exons. Gene Ontology annotation, biological process: hemocyte migration. Bases 267 to 1436 code for a protein of 389 amino acids. NCBI's taxonomy places the organism in Eukaryota, Metazoa, Arthropoda, Insecta, Diptera, Drosophilidae. The record is from RefSeq and is a predicted model, not a curated record.
ACUCGAAGCGAACGGUCGCAUGCUGCGUGAGAAUUAGCACUCAAGUUUAAUCCUUUAGGGCCCCAAAAGUGUCCUUUUAAAAAUCAAGAAAAACUUGGUGAAAAAUUUGUGCUAGAAGUUAAAAAAUAAUCCUUCGAUUAGUGCGCAAAAAGAAAAGCGGAAUAUUAUGAGUAUGCCAAUAUAGAAUUAUCGCGAUCGGAGUGCUAAUAAAUUAUUUAAAAAACCCAGAAUCAAACUAAAUACAAAAGAAAACACAAUAUUAAAAUAUGAAUCUCGUAAUGUGCAAUCUCGUGCUGGCGCUCAUCGCCAUAACAGCUUUGAAGACGACACUCGCCUAUUCCAGUUUUUCGACUGACAACAUAAAUAUCAAUUAUUUCGACGUGCGGAAUUCGACCUUGCCCAUGACCACCACCCAUCCACACACCAAUCGUCCUCUUGGUCGCUACAUCCUCCCGCCCCGGGAUAACGAGCAGUCCUCCGACUACGACCAGUACUCCGAGGACUCGGCGGCGAUCCAGAGGGACAGGUCGUACCUGAUCCGGUUGAUCCGCAGGCGCGUGCCCCGCGAUCAGGCCCCCCAGCAAGUGAUUCUUCAGGGCCGCAUUCUCAGUGGCGUCCACUGGGGGCAGGGCGACGACAAUCACCUUGACUCCGAUGCCGGCGGCGAUGGGAGCGAUGACUAUCCAUCGGAUCAGCCGGUCAAUUACACAACGUUGAAAGGUCGAAUCGCAGAACAGAACUCGGUUAAAGAGCUGAGGAAAUACAACAUUACUCGCACCAGGGAGCUCAACAAAAUGAUCGAGGCUCAUCUACAGCUGAUGGCAAGGGAGGGUAUCUGCAAGGUGCCGCGCCCGGAGGUGGUCCACAUCACGAGGGAAACGAACACGGUCUACUCACCGCGUGCCACGAUCCUGCACAGGUGCAGCGACAAGGUCGGAUGCUGCGAGGCGGGCUGGACGUGCCAAAUGAAGAGGAACGAGACGGUGGAGCGGGUGUUCGCCAAGGUGCACGGCCGCUACUCGGAGCCCUUCGUUGUGCCGAUGGAAAAUCACACGGAAUGCGGAUGUGUGAAGGUGGAAACGCGUCGCAAACGGAGUCCCAUUUGCCUGUGCCCCAAGCACUUCAAGGACUUCAGCUGGACGGGAUCGCAGGAGGAGCACCAGCAUCUGGAGCUGCAUCUGGGGGAGCGGAGGGAGCAGCGCUGCCGAUGCGACUGCCACCUCAGCGACGACACGUGCAAGAGGCUGAAGAACGGCGUUGAGGGAUUCUCGGUGAUGGAGCGACGACGCAUUCAAAGUGGAGAAGUCAGUCCGCCGUUCUGCAAUUACGGGGCGUAUGAUGUGAGGAACGGGCGAUGUCCGCGUCCGGGACUUCCGAAUCGGAAUCCGAAUCUGCAACCGUAUUUUCAGGCGAGGCGUCAACAUGGAAAAAGCUAAACCAAAUUCCCAUUGAAAUUGAUUGAAAACCCAGAACUGUGCACGAGCUGAAAUCAAACUAUAUACAACUGGAUUCUAUGACCAGUAACGAUGGAAGUUCGUGCUAUGCUAGUAACACUGUGGUUAAAGAUACGCGAUGGCCAUAGAACAAAGAAAUCCAGAACUGAUCGUUUGGAUAUGUGGGCCAACUAAAGGCAUACUAUGUUUGGUUGUUAGUAUUACGAGUAAUAAUAUUAUAAUAUUAAAGACGGAUUCAAAUUAAUAUUUGGACCAAGUGAUUACUUUACAGCAAAUAAACUUAAAAUGUACUCUUAA